Molecule: messenger RNA, 543 nt
Organism: Caenorhabditis bovis
Lineage: Eukaryota; Metazoa; Nematoda; Chromadorea; Rhabditida; Rhabditidae
Source: the annotation of a GenBank genome assembly
AUGUCGUUUGUCGUCGCUUCUUCCGAUGCCCAACAACGAUCGUCGAAUAAUUGUGCGUUGAUGACGAGCUGCGCUGUGGAGAAGUGUCUGGAUUCUGGAAUGGUUCGAAAGAUCAUUGAAGAGUCGCCGAGAGAGGAGGUGUUUGGGAAUCUCGUCGAGAAAUUUGAUAUGGUUUGCAUUGCGGCCAAAUGCGGAAAUGAGUGCUCACAAUGCAAGCAUUGUCAUUAUGCUCUGGAACAGAUGGCGGCGUUGGCGCAGGGCGAGAAAACUUCCGGCUUAUGCCCGAAAUUGGAGAGUUGCGUGUUCAAUUGUCUCGCUGCCGAUGUUGAAAAGGUGUUGUCAUGUGUGGCGAAACAAUGUAAUGUACACUGCUAUGAUGGCGACUGUCCUUCUUGCCGAAUGAUCUCGCGGAAAAUAUUUUCGCUGAUCUGCAAACGCAAUUCGAUGGUCGCCCAGCCGAAUAUUAAUUACAACGGCACUUGUCCGAAUUUGUUCAUGGAAAUGGCUGAUGAUUAUGUGGCGAGGAAGAAGCGCGUCAUUUAG